CGGAGAGUCGGGCCGCACGGUUAGGCGCACGCUCCUGUACUCAGAUGUCAGCUCAGUGAAAACACAACGCGCACUGAUCGGUGGGACUGUCAGCCAUCUCUCAUAUGUUCUUCAGUGGCUCAACGUGAAUUUUUGAAAUCUUUCCACAGCGUUUCAGGCCUUUUUAUUUUCGCGGCGCUGCCAAAGAGGAUUUACCUAUUUGCGCUUUUACCUGGUUUGAUCAACAAUGCCAGCUGACACUAUGGAAAAGCAGACGGCGUCUCCUAUUGCCGGCGCCCCUGCAAACGGAUCACACACACCGGACAAACCGAAAAAUGCCAGCGAGCAUAGAAAAUCAUCCAAACCGAUCAUGGAAAAACGCCGGAGAGCGAGAAUAAACGAAAGCCUUGGGCAGCUAAAGACUCUCAUCCUGGACGCACUUAAAAAAGAUAGCUCCAGACACUCCAAGUUGGAGAAAGCAGAUAUCCUGGAGAUGACAGUGAAGCACUUGAGGAACCUGCAGCGCGUACAGAUGAGCGCAGCGCUCUCAACAGAUACCACCGUCCUGAGCAAAUACAGAGCCGGAUUCAACGAGUGCAUGAACGAGGUCACCCGCUUCCUGUCCACCUCAGAGGGGGUGAACGCGGAGGUGAGGUCGAGGCUCCUCAACCACCUGUCCAGCUGCAUGGGCCAGAUGAUGUCCAUGAACUAUCCGCAGCAGGCCGCGUCCCAACAGGCGCAUCUGGCUCAGCCCCUCCAUGUGCAACUCCCAUCCACGCUGCCCAUCAGCGGUGCUGCCAUGAGCUCCAAACUCAGCCCUGCCGAUGCCGUCUCCCCAAAGGUCUUUGGUGGGUUCCAGCUGGUGCCAGCAACCGACGGACAGUUCGCUUUUUUGAUCCCUAACCCUGCCUUUACCUCGGCCACCGCCCCUGUCAUCCCCCUUUACGCAAACGCAGGAGUGCCUGUUGCGCUCAACGCCAGUCCGGUGCACGGCAGCUCGGCACCGACUGCAGCAUCUCCGGUACACGGCAUGACGUCCUUCUCCGGGGGAUCCCAAGCGGUCAGCCCGGUCGGGGUCAGCACAGGCUCGGAGAGCAGCGAGCCUGUGUGGCGGCCGUGGUAGCGCGAGGGACAAGAGACUCAUAUGUGAAACCAGUUUGCAUUACUUUUCCAGUUUAGACGUUUAACUGACCGCACACACACACACACACACACACACACACACACACACACACACACACACACACACACACACACACACAA
Molecule: messenger RNA, 1242 nt
Organism: Chelmon rostratus (copperband butterflyfish)
Lineage: Eukaryota; Metazoa; Chordata; Actinopteri; Chaetodontiformes; Chaetodontidae
Gene: hes4
Product: hairy-related 9
Exons: 4
Coding region: 227-1102 (291 amino acids)
Biological process (GO): regulation of transcription by RNA polymerase II; anterior/posterior pattern specification; regulation of neurogenesis
Cellular component (GO): nucleus
Molecular function (GO): protein dimerization activity; RNA polymerase II cis-regulatory region sequence-specific DNA binding; DNA-binding transcription factor activity, RNA polymerase II-specific
Source: RefSeq, a predicted model, not a curated record